Owenia fusiformis is the source of this 2350-nucleotide messenger RNA. The record is from the annotation of a GenBank genome assembly. Lineage: Eukaryota; Metazoa; Annelida; Polychaeta; Sabellida; Oweniidae.
ACCUGGGCUGCAGUAGUUAAACGAGGCAUUCCGCCCCAACAAGUCUUAAACGCUCAACUCAUUGAGACGUGCUCAGUAUCACGCAUAGGAUAAUAGUGAUCCGAGGUACCAUAAGUCAGUAUCGUUGCAUAGGAUAGCAUUACUAGCAAACGGGGUCAUGGCUAACGAAGAACUAGUACAGUUCACUUGGGCAGAUUGGCUUGUGUUCGGACUUGCUCUACUGGCCUCAAUAUUAAUUGGCUUUUACUAUGGAUGUACAGGAAAUAAGCAGAGUACCACUGAAGAAGUUUUGCUUGGAGAUAGAAAAAUGUCUAUGGUCCCUGUGUCUAUAUCGAUCCUCGCCACUUUUGUUUCGACAAUCGGAGUUAUUGGAUUUCCAUCUGACAUUUACGACCAUGGAACUAUGAUUUUGUAUAUUCUAAUCGGAUGCCCAAUCGGCUAUUUGAUAACGGCACAUGUUUAUUUACCAAUAUAUCAUGACCUUAAGCUUACAAGCGUUUAUGAGUACCUUGAACUACGAUUUAACAAGUCGAUACGAAUCAUAGCUGUGAUUCUAUAUUCAUUUCAAAUUCUGGUCUACAUCUCCAUAAGUCUCUAUGCAUCAUCGAUAACACUAACACAAGUUAGUGAAAUACCACUCUGGGGUACCAUUGUAUUGAAUGGUGUUGUAUGCAUGCUGUAUACAACAGUUGGAGGUAUAAAAGGCGUACUUUGGGCCGAUACAUUACAAAUCGGUCUCGUGCUUUCUGGAUGUCUUGCAAUUAUCAUCAAAGGAUCGAUUUCCGUCGGAGGUCUCGAUAAAGCAUUUGAAAUAUCAGCUAUUCAUGGUAGAAUAGAAUUUGACGAGUUGAAUCCGGAUCCUAGAACCCGCCAUAGUUUAUGGGGAAUGAGUUUUGGAUUUGGUUUAUUAUACAUUGGUACGUUUUCAAGCAGUCAGCAUUACGUUCAAAGAUACCUUACUCUAGAUACCAAAAGAAAAGCCCAGAUAGUACUUUACGUCAACAUGGCCUUGUUUGUUGUAUGUAUUGGCAUCAUUUGCAUAAUAGGAGUAGUGAUGUUUGCAACAUAUGCUACCUGUGAUCCAAAAAAACUCGGUCUUGUAAAGCAAUCAGAUCAGAUGCUAGGAUAUUUUGUGAUGGAUUUGUUCGGCUCCAUGAAGGGAAUGCCCGGGUUGUUUAUUGUUACUGUGACGGCAGCUGCAAUGAGCACGAUGUCAUCUGGACAGAACGCACUCGCUGCUGUGUAUUUGGAAGAUGUAUCAAAACCUAUUUAUAAAGCUGUACACAAGAAGUCAAUGACAGAGAGAUUUGCUACUAACAUUACCAAAUGUUUUGGUGCAUUCUUUGGAAUCGCAACAAUAGCAGUUACCUUCAUACUAGCAGAGGCAAAGGACACAAUUAUAGUUAUAUAUUAUAAACUAUCUGGUAUUCUUGGGGGACCUAUUUUCGGAAUGUUUACGAUUGGUAUACUAUUUCCUUGUGCUAAUACGUGGGGGGUUGCAAGUGGUCUCUUUUCAAGUCUUGGAAUCCUAAUUUGGAUUAAUACGGGCGUUCUGAUGUUUAAGAUUGGUCCAAAAAACUUGCCAACUGAUAUUUCGGGCUGUACAAAUACAACAAAGUACUCUAACACAACAACAACAACAACAACAUCAGAGUAUGCCAAAAUAGCUUCAUUGGGAAAUAAUGGAACGACACCAGCUUAUCUUUUCAACACUUCGCACUUAGAUGUCACAAAUGUGACGUCUGAGUUAGGAUGGAAGGAUGAGUCUGGUAUAUUCUACUUGUAUAAUGUAUCGUAUGUUUGGUAUACGCUGAUUGCGUUGAUUGUCACGUUUGCUGUUGGUCUUCCUGUAAGCCUAGUUGCUUCCUCUAUAACAGGGAAAUAUAAGAGAGAGGACGUGGACAAGAGACUUUAUUGGCCAGUAUAUGAAACAAUCCGUCGUUGUCUUCCUGAAUGUUGUCAAAGAAAGAAAUCGGUGGGAAAAGUCGAAUCAGUUUCUACAACUGUUAUAAUUGGUUAUAAUGGAAGUCAUCGAAAUAAUGGAAGUUGUCCAGAGGCACAAUGUACAGAUGGAACAAACAAUACAGGGAUAACUGAUUUCACUCAACUGUGAAAACGAAAAGGGAUAAAUGUGCCACGAAAUGUAGCUUUUAAGUUACACAGAAGGCUACAAUUAGCAUAGCUUCCAUUUAGACAAUUCUCCGUGUGUCCAAUUUGUAUUCAGGCCAAAUUAUACUACCGAAUAAUUUGAAGAGAAUGGUAUACAGCUUCCAAAAUCUAGAUUUGAGCAUUUUUCAAAAUUUGAGGAAAGUUCUUCUUGCGCACAUAACAUAUUCGAGAAUAGAAUUAU